AUGAAGAGCAAGGCACUAUCGAAAUUGCUACAGGCACGCGAACGUCCCGAUGAACCAUCCGACACCGACCCUCCUCCUAGCACCUCACACAAUUGUUAUAACGACAACGAUAGACCAUCCAAUGCCGACCCUCCUCAUAACACAUCGGAGUUGCCAAGCUCUAGUGGCCAGAAAAUCACUAAAGGUGACUUGCAGAUGAUGGGUCAUGUCCCAGACAUGGUUUGGUUCCAUAGGUUUAAUGAGACAUCCACGACCAACAACAGGACGGCAUUAGGAAUGAAGGACGCUGAACGGGGCAAUUGGGCCUUCUCCAUCAUCGUAUGCAGGAAGCUUGAACCUGUCACGAACUUAAUUCAUCGUAUCCUCUGGGAAGAUGGUAUCUAUCGCUGUGACAUCAGCCUCAGCAAUCUCGUGUUUUACCGAACCUCGCGCGCUCGUGUGAUAGGCGUCCUCAAUGACUAUGAUUUAUCAUCGAUUCAAGAUGAUUGUCCCAGAGGCAACAAGCACACGGGAACGGUACCGUUCCUGUCGAUUAGCCUUUUCACCCUCCUAUCAGCCGUCGAAGGUAGCGUCGAGCACGUGUACCGGCACGAUGUUGAAUCGUUGGCCUGGGUUUCUGUCUGGUCUGUUUUCGCUAUGAGGAUGGCAAGCCUCGCAAGAAGAACAAACCUCUCGGCGAGUGGCUUGAUCAGAGUAGACGCACUUACAUGCUGCCAGCUUAAAUGCCACUUUUUGAUGGUGGCGCGUUAUGAGCGCAAGCCCCGGCCUUUGUCAUCACACAGAUCCAACUGGAUACUCGCGAUCGAACACUAUACUUAA
This is a messenger RNA of Suillus discolor, 819 nucleotides long. RefSeq lists its product as uncharacterized. The transcript is spliced from 3 exons. Lineage: Eukaryota; Fungi; Basidiomycota; Agaricomycetes; Boletales; Suillaceae. Bases 1 to 819 code for a protein of 272 amino acids. The record is from RefSeq and is a predicted model, not a curated record.